Molecule: messenger RNA, 3456 nt
Organism: Peromyscus californicus insignis
Lineage: Eukaryota; Metazoa; Chordata; Mammalia; Rodentia; Cricetidae
Gene: Gcnt3
Product: glucosaminyl (N-acetyl) transferase 3, mucin type
Exons: 1
Coding region: 728-2041 (437 amino acids)
Cellular component (GO): membrane
Molecular function (GO): acetylglucosaminyltransferase activity
Source: RefSeq, a predicted model, not a curated record
UCUAUGUAGUCCAGGCUGACCUGAAAUUCACUAUGUAGAUAGGUUGGCCUCAAACUCAGAAAUCUGCCUGCCUCUACCUCCUGGGUUCUAGGAUUAAAGAUGUGUGCUGCCAUGUCCAGCUAUUUACUCUUUCUUUAUGGACAUUUUAAAAUGAAAGGUUAGCCAGAUACAAGAUCUGAGUAUUGAGUGACACGGGCUGAGAAGAGUUUUACUACGGAGAUUAACCAAGAGAAGCAAGGGUCUCCUUUUGAAGGGACUUGGUUCUAGAACUGAUGCUAGAGCCAAUUGUAUGAAUUUUGUUUCCAGACCUAGAAAUUCUAAACCCCAGAUCAAAUUUCUGUCUAGGGCUCUCAGGGGCGGGAAGAAGGGAACGGGAUGAAGGGCGGGGACCUCCUCCAGCUAAUUGCACCUUUAGCUCAGAGAGCCCAGCUCUAUGCUUCUCUCUCCGCAGAGGUAAGGGUGGAGCCGGUCCCUGUGGCAGUCUGGCCAACUGCUUUGGUAGGGCUGUUUUAAGUCUCCCUUGGCAAACCUGGUGGAUGGGAGCCUUGCCUGAUCUUUCCUAAGCUAUUUCUCCAGAGAAGAAAUCUCUUCUGCCUCCAGUUUGGAGUUGAACUUGACAUUCCUGGGAACAUGUUGAGUUAGUUUUUAACCAGAAGUUCUUUGUUCUCUUCAGCGAGCCCACCCACCUCCUCUGCUGGGCAAGGCUGGAUGGUCCCCACCUGCGAAGAUGAUUUCAUGGAGGAAGCUCUGUUGGCGUUAUCAUGUGUGGACCCUGGGCUGCUACAUGCUGCUGGCUAUCAUUGCCCUGAAACUGUCCCUCAGACUGAGAUGUGACUUCGAUGUCAUGGAUCUGGACUCGAAGGAAUUUCGAAGCCGGUACUGCAGGGAUUUCCUGUACAAGACCCUGAAGCUGCCAGCAAACAGGUCCAUCAACUGUUCCGGGGUCACUCGAGGGGAACAUAAAGCAGUGAUCCAGGCGCUGCUGAAUAACCUGGAGAUUAAGAAGAAGCGACAACCCUUCACGGAGGCCGACUACCUUAGCAUGACAGCAGACUGUGAGCAAUUCAAGACCAAAAGGAAAUUCAUACAGUUCCCGCUGAGCAAAGAAGAGGUCGACUUCCCCAUUGCGUAUUCCAUGGUGGUUCAUGAGAAGAUUGAGAACUUUGAAAGGCUGCUGCGAGCUGUGUACACCCCUCAGAACAUAUACUGUGUCCAUGUGGAUCAGAAGUCCCCAGAUACUUUCAAGCAGGCAGUCAGGGCCAUUGCAUCAUGCUUCCCAAAUGUCUUCAUAGCUAGUAAGCUGGUGUCAGUGGUCUAUGCUUCCUGGUCCAGGGUGCAGGCUGACCUGAACUGCAUGGAAGACUUGCUCCAGAGCUCUGUGCCAUGGAAAUACCUCCUGAACACCUGUGGGACAGACUUUCCCAUCAAGACCAAUGCUGAGAUGGUCCAGGCCCUCAAGCUAUUGAAUGGGCAGAACAGCAUGGAGUCAGAGGUACCCCCUGCACAUAAAAAGUCCCGCUGGAGAUAUCACUAUGAGGUGAGAGACACACUGCACAUAACCAGAGAGAAGAAGACUCCUCCACCUAAUAACAUAACCAUGUUCACGGGGAAUGCCUACAUGGUGGCCUCUCGAGACUUCAUUGAACAUGUAUUAAGCAACUCCAAAGCCCAACAACUAAUCGAAUGGGUAAAAGACACCUAUAGUCCUGAUGAGCACCUUUGGGCCACCCUCCAGCGUGCCUCAUGGAUGCCCGGGUCGGCUCCCUUGCACCCCAAAUUUGACCUCUCAGACAUGAGAUCUAUUGCAAGGCUAACCAAGUGGCAGGACCACGAGGGAGACAUCGAGCAUGGGGCGCCUUACACCCCUUGCUCAGGAAUCCACCAGCGGGCUGUCUGUAUUUAUGGGUCUGGGGACCUGCACUGGAUCCUUCAGAACCAUCACCUCUUGGCCAACAAGUUUGACCCAAAGGUGGAUGAUAAUGUUCUUCAGUGUUUAGAAGAAUAUUUACGUCACAAAGCCAUCUACGGGACUGAACUGUGAGACACACUGCAAGACAAUUGCUACUUGCAUGGCAGGAAAAUGCCGGGAUUUACUGGGGCCAUGUGGGGUGGGCCUGGGGCUCUGGACUCCAUGUGUCCCUAGGAUGAAGGGGCUGCUACUGGAGCAUGGGUAAGUAGAUCUCUGCUCCCCGUGAGCUGCUGCUGGUGAAUGUGGCUAUUCCCCAGUUCUGUCCCCAAGAGCCCCUCUUUGGCUUCCUCACAGAGCCAGAGCAAGAACUACUGUUACUUAGGAGAAUAAGGUUGGAACACUGACCAGUGGUUGGCUGAAGGUUUUCUUACGGUUCUCUACAGAGUCUCUGUUUUAAAAAUUCCUGGGGUUGAUCACAAGAGGGGAACUUUAGUGGAAAGAACCCUCUCCUUUUGUGCUGUUAAUUUAAAAUAAAUAGCUUCCAAACCAAAGUCCUAUCCCUACAGUGUUGUCUAUGAAUCCAGAGAUAAUCUAAACAGAUAAAAUGUGUGAGAUUUUUCUCAUAUGUUGAGGACAGUCUCUAGUGGCUGGCAGGAAAGUCUCCUACAUCCUGUGUAGAUGGCAAACUGAAUUACAGAGCCAAUUCUCUCAUUACAGAAAGCCUUCCUAAUUUUGUUUACACUGGCAGAUUCUGACUUUUCCAUAAGGGGAAGGACAGAGUGAUUUAACUAGCUUGAACACUAUGUGUUCAGGAGAAGUGCAUGGAAGCUUCCUGGCCAAAGCUUGCCAUCCUGUACCUACAGCCAUUUACUGGAGCUCAUUUACUUAGGGGGAGAGCUGUUAAUAACUAGGCUGGAAAGGGAAAGUAACUCUGUCUUGCCUAAGUAUUCUGUGUUUAAACCUCUUGAUUUAAAGCUGCUUUGUUUCAUCAUGUGAGUAUCAGGCACACCAUUUGCCAUUCUGGAGAUCAUGCAUUUCCUUGUGGGGACACAGUAAUGUGUGUACAUACAUAUGUAUACAUGCUAAAGUAUGGACAUUUACAGGUAUACAUUCCCCUGUGAAAUCUCUUCCUCUCUGAAGACCCAGAGCUAAUUGUUGGCCAGUAUGCAUUCUAUUCUGUAAUGAACAAGGGACACUAAAAACUAUAGGCAGAACCUUUGAAUAUGGUAUAGCCGACUUCCUGUGUAUGUGUCCCAGAAGAGGGAUUUAUGUACAAAUUAACUUGUGUAAUUUGAAUGAGGUUCCCAUCAAUAUGUUCUGUUAACAUGUCUCUUCAUCUCAAAUCUUGACCCAGUUAAGGCUUUCUCUCUAUAGCCAGCUUUUACUGUGCCUGUGUCCUCUAACAGUGUGUGACUGGAAUUUUCUUUUUCUUUCAGUUUUGAGACAGGGUUUCUCUGUGUAGCCCUGGCUGUCCUGGAACUUGCUCUGUAGACCAGGCGGGACUUGAACUCAGAGAUCUGUUUGCCUCUGCCUCCCCAGUGCUGGGA